AGCACCCUGAAGGAGAGUCUGCUUAAAAUCCUCUUGGAGGCCAUAACGUUAAUGGGACCUUGUCCAGCAUGCCAUCUUAAGCAGGGAUUCAGUGCUCCCUAAAUGGCUGGAAAAUUGUUUUGACAGAUGCUUUUCUGGAAGGAGCCCUCACUCUAAAGCCCUGUCAUUGUGCUGCUUUAAAUAAAGCUGCAGUCAUUCUGUGUGGCAGCGAUUCAGAUGGGAGUGUCCAGCAAGGUGUAUCUCUUCUAUAUAUCUGGUAUCGUGUUGGCUGGGGUGGAGUUUACUCCUCUUCUCAGACUUGUGAUUUUUCGGGCAGACUAAGAUUUAUAACAUGGAUCCAAAACAAUCAUUAAAUCAGCAGAGUGAUGUGAAGGAGGCCAAUGAAAACGACACAGAAGGGCAUGCAGAAAUGUCAAGUGACUCCAACUCAUCGAGCGCAGAUGAAGAACUACCAGUAGAGCCAGCACUGGUACCAUCAGCCACGCUUCCGAAACUGCCCUGGGAACCAAGCAGCUACUCAGUUUUUGGAAAAGACAUCUACUCAUUUUUGGGCUACGAGAUAAAAAUACAAGAGUCUAUUGAUUCUUAUGCUGCCAUUGUAUGGCCAGGGGCAAUUGCCCUGGGCCAAUAUCUGGAAAACAACCAACAAGAAUUUAAUCUCAGAGACAAGGCAGUCCUGGAAUUAGGAGCUGGAACAGGACUUCUUUCCAUUAUGGCUUGUUUGUUGGGAGGCUGGGUCACAGCUACAGAUCUUCCAGACGUUCUGGGAAACCUAAAGUGCAACUUACUCUCCAACACUCGAAACAGAUGUCGCUAUGUACCACAAGUGGCUGCACUUGACUGGGGAGAAAAUGUAGCGGAAACCUACCCUCAGUCUGUUUAUCGGUAUGACUAUGUUCUUGCAGCUGAUGUGGUUUAUGUCCACAAAUACUUGGAUGAACUGCUUAAUGUCAUGAAACAUUUUGUACAACCUGGAACAACUCUGUUGUGGUCAAACAAAUAUCGCUUCCGCUCUGACCUCACAUUUACAGAGAAGUUUAAAGAUGCUUUUAAAACCACACUUCUUGCAGAAUUCCCUGAUACCGAUGUAAAAAUCUUUAUGGCAACAGCAAAAGAUAACCAGUGAAUAGAAGAUUACAUUGCUCUUAUUAUAUUCAAGUACUUUCAAAUUUUCAUUUUUAAGUGACAAGUUGAACUGCCGUUCUUCAUUUAAUUUUGCAUAUUUUCUAAAUCAGUCCGGGAAUUGUUCCUGUUAAUGGCAAUUAUCCUUCAUUUUAUGCAAGAAACAGUGUAUGCUCUUGUCAUAGACAAAUCCUACAUUAUACAGAAAUAUUUGUUAACUUUCUGUUAUUUCUUUACAUGUGUGAUGUGUUCAUGUUUUAAAAGUCACAUUUAAUUUCAGCAAUCACACAACUUAAAGGUUAAGUUUGU
Erpetoichthys calabaricus (reedfish) is the source of this 1431-nucleotide messenger RNA. Its product is annotated as protein-lysine methyltransferase METTL21C-like. Gene Ontology annotation, cellular component: cytoplasm; cytosol. The coding region runs from base 332 to 1126 and encodes 264 amino acids. The record is from RefSeq and is a predicted model, not a curated record. Gene Ontology annotation, biological process: peptidyl-lysine methylation. Gene Ontology annotation, molecular function: protein-lysine N-methyltransferase activity. NCBI's taxonomy places the organism in Eukaryota, Metazoa, Chordata, Cladistia, Polypteriformes, Polypteridae. The transcript is spliced from 5 exons.